Gallus gallus (chicken) is the source of this 2022-nucleotide messenger RNA. RefSeq names its product dendrocyte expressed seven transmembrane protein (gene DCSTAMP). The record is from RefSeq and is a predicted model, not a curated record. Gene Ontology annotation, cellular component: membrane. Lineage: Eukaryota; Metazoa; Chordata; Aves; Galliformes; Phasianidae.
ACCAAAAUCAAGAAGCACGGCACUGAGAAGGUCCUUCAUGCGCUUUACAGGAACGUCUUUUGAGCCUCUUCAGUGUCAGCAGCUAUCAGAAGAAAAUGGGAGUAUUUGCCUUGGCAGUCCAGAGUGCCUGGGGAGUGUUUGCAUCGGAAAGGAGGCCUGGCUGGAAGUACCUGACGCAGCUUUUUGCCAUUUGCUCUGCAGUUGGCUUCCUCUUAAGCAUUCUCCUCUUCCUUAGCAUACACAUCUCCCUAGAGCAGCAGUCCAUGGGUCCCUUGCUGCUGUGUGGCCUCGUCUGGGUCUCACUCUCCAUUGCUCUCUGCUUCUCCAAGCACCUGCGGUGCUUCAGCGCCCUAUUCCUUCUCUCCUGUGGGCUGCGGGAGGGAAGGAGUGCUCUCCUUACUGCUGGUACAGGUGUUGUGGUAGCUGGCAACAUCCAAAGCAUUGUCCACAACCUAAAGGUUCUGACAGACAGUAUAACCUGCCAUUUAGAGUAUGAGAAAUUUGACUUGAUAAAAUAUUACAUUGAGGCUGUAAAAUGGAUUUACGAGAAGGCCAAUCUUCCUAACAACCUACUUGCUGUGACAAUAAAGCAUGAGUUUACACCGUCUUACUCAAUUUCAGAUGAUACACUGAAACAAGAACUGAAUGACACAAAACAAGAAAUCCAGAGAGUUGCUAACCAGAUAUCUUUUAUGCUGAAUAUAUUGCCCUGCAUAGGCCAGAAAGUAUUGCCUAUAGUGGGGAUUCUUUUAGUUUGUUUUGGAACUGUGCUUUUUAUCAAACAUUUUGUGGGCUCCCAUAAUGCCAAGUUUAAGAACACUUAUAUCACAAAACGGUUCAUCACAUUUGAUGAGCAUCAAAAGCAACAGCAAAGGCCAUGCGUUCUGCCACUUAACAAAAAGGAAAGAAAGAAUUACGUGACAAUCCCAUCUUUCAGCUUCACAAGGAAGGAGAGAAAACAGAUGCAGCAUUUUUUUCUCCCUGUAGUUAUUCAUCUUUGCAUCUGGCUUCUGUUUGCUGCAGUAGAUUAUUUGUUUUAUUGGCUAAUUAUUUAUGUGAAUAAACAUCUCCAAGAAUUACCAGAUCUGGAAAUUCAUCUCAGACUCUCUCAACAAAAGAAUAGUCUUAACGUUGGCAUGAAUGAGAAUAUUGCAAAGAAUGAUCUUUUGAAGAUCUCUUUGUUUAAGAAUAGCUGCGUCCCUCAGCCAGAACUGCACCUCUCCAUGACAUGGCUCCAGCUUGGAACAAUCACCUUCUUCUUAAUCAUUUUUGGAUUAUCCUCUGGCCUCCUGACGCAACUCAAAAUACUUGUGUCAAAUUCAUUUUAUCCUGACGUGGAGAUGAAACGGAUACAAUACUUACAUUCAAAAUUACUCAAGAAAAGAACAAAGAUACAACAGAAAGCUGUCAAGAAUGUGUUUGCUAGAACGGUCAAUUUUUGGUUCCCAAUACUUAGGGCAAGAGAAACAGUGAGGAAGAAGGACAAGGCUGCAUUAAAUGACAACAUGGUGUGAAUGAGACCAAAUUAAACUUUGGAUAAGACUGCGUAUAUGCUUCUGUUGUCUGAAUGAAUAAAUACUUAAAACUUUCCAGUGGCAAAUGUCAGAAGUUGUUUUCCACCUGAAGAACUGAAAAACAUCAAGUAUGAGGCAAAGAUGACUCUGUCUCUGUGGAAGAUGACCACGUAAGAGAACACUUCAACAAACUGGACAUACUUUAGUCUGUGGGACGUGAUAGGAUGCACCCAUGGGUGCUGACGGAGCUGGCUGUGCCAUUGUGAGGCCAUUCCCAAUUGUCUUUCCAAGGUCAUGGAUUCUGGGAGAGAUUCCUGAGCACUGGAAGAAAAUAAAUAUCACUUCAGUCUUCAAGAAGGGCGGGAAGGAGGACCUGUGAAAUAACUGGUUGUUCAGCCCGACCUCAGACCCGUGGAAAGUGAAGGACCCUGGAAUCCAUUUCCAAAGAUAAAGGUCAGGAAGGUAACUGGGACAUCGCCUGAGCAUAAUAAAAACUUUUUUGAGAGUG